GUUGAGGUUUCCGUGAGGGCGUGUUCUGACAGCAAUGUGCACGAGGAGUGCUGACCCCCAAUCAGUCUGAUGUAAAUCACUGCGAUGGCAGAAUGGGAGAGUAGGGGAGUGUGGAGGACACCGGGUACAGCCCUGCCUCCUCUCUGCAUGCGAACACACAGCGGAGUAGACACACGGCAGGCAAGCAGGAAGACAGCACCAUCACAGGUGCAACAAAGGGACGCAUGGUUCAUCUAGAAGGCAUCAAAUUAAUAAAUGAUUCAUUAGAACGAGUUCUGCUUCCAGAAAAAAACCCGCUUUAUUCGCAUUUGUCCUCGUCUAAAAGCAUCGCACAGACAUGGAGCUGGAGCACUUUGAUGAACGGGACAAGGCUCAAAGGUAUACCCGAAGGGGCUCAAGAGGGAAUGGGCUCCCCAGUCCCACUCAUAGCGCUCACUGCAGCCUGUACCGCACCAGGACACUGCAAGCACUGACCUCAGAAAAGAAGGCCAAGAAGAUUCGUUUCUAUCGUAAUGGGGACCGCUACUUCAAAGGGAUUGUUUUUGCCAUUUCUCAGGAGAGAUUUAGGUCUAUAGAAGCACUCCUGGCUGACCUCACACGAUCUCUGUCAGAUAAUGUCAACUUGCCACAAGGGGUGCGGACCAUAUAUACUAUUGAUGGGACAACAAAGAUCACCUGCAUGGACCAGCUGGUGGAAGGGGAGAGCUAUGUGUGUGCAUCCAUAGAGCCCUACAAGCUGAUGGACUACACAAAGAAUGUAAAUCCCAACUGGGCAGUUGGUGCUUUGGCUUCUCUGUCCAUCCGUGACCCUUCUUCCCUCGGUAGUGCGAAGGCUGGAUCCCCGGAAACCAGGGAGAGCAAGGACUUUAUUAAGCCCAAACUGGUAACCAUUGUCCGCAGUGGAGUAAAGCCUCGCAAGGCUGUACGGAUCUUGCUCAACAAGAAGACUGCACACUCCUUUGAGCAAGUCAUGACUGACAUCACAGAAGCCAUCCAGCUGGAAUCUGGAGCCGUCAAAAGGUUAUAUACUGUUGACGGAAAGAUGGUGACCUGCCUUCAGGACUUUUUUGGGGAGGAUGAUAUCUUCUUUGCCUGUGGCCCUGAGAAGUUCCGUUAUCAGGAUGACUUCAACUUGGAUGAAAGUGAGUGCAGGAUAGCAAAGUCUGCAUCAUAUGGCCGACUCCCCUCCGUGCAGGGUCUCUCCUCGCCAAGACUUGGUGGGAUGUCCCGCAGGAGCAAGUCCCCGUCAUCCACUGGUUCAGCUAAUGGCACUGUAAGCAGUCAGCUGUCCACACCUCGGAAGUCUCCGAGCCCGUCUCCAACCAGUCCAGCUAGCCUCCGAAGACGACGGGGAUCUCAACACAGUGGCUCUUCACUCUCUUUAGCGUCUACCAAGGUUUGCAGCUCAAUGGAUGAAGGAGAUGGGCCUGGCAGUGAAGCUGAGCCAGUGGAUGAGUACCGCUCAGUGCCUGCAUCCAUAGCAGAGAGGUACAAAGUGGGGAGGACUUUAGGGGACGGAAACUUUGCUGUGGUCCGAGAGUGUGUGGAGAGGUCCACUGGGAGAGAGUACGCUCUGAAAAUCAUCAGCAAAGAUAAAUGCAGGGGAAAGGAGCACAUGAUCCAGAGUGAAGUGUCAAUCCUUCGGCACGUGAAACAUCCCAACAUCGUACUUUUAAUUGAGGAGAUGGACACCUAUAGUGAGCUCUAUCUUGUAAUGGAGUUGGUUAAGGGGGGCGAUCUCUUUGAUGCAAUCACCUCCUCAAACAAAUACACAGAGCGAGAUGCCAGCUGUAUGCUGUUCAAUCUGGCAAGUGCCAUUAAGUACCUGCACAGCCUCAAUAUUGUCCACAGAGACAUAAAACCAGAAAACCUGUUGGUGUUUGAACACUAUGAUGGCAGUAAGUCUCUGAAGCUAGGUGAUUUUGGCUUGGCUACUGUUGUUAACGGGCCGCUCUAUACUGUGUGUGGCACACCCACCUAUGUAGCACCAGAGAUUGUCGCUGAGACCGGGUAUGGCCUCAAGGUUGACAUUUGGGCAGCUGGUGUCAUCACUUACAUACUGUUGUGUGGCUUUCCUCCUUUCAGUGGCAGUGGUGAAGAUCAAGAGGCUCUCUUUGAACACCUUUUGAGUGCCCAGCUUGAUUUUCCUGCACCAUACUGGGACAGUGUUUCUGACCCUGCCAAGGAUCUGAUCACUGGAAUGCUGCAGGUAGAGGUGGAUCAGAGAUACACGGCUGUACAGGUGCUUGAUCACCGCUGGGUCAAUGAUGAUGGUGUGUCAGAGAACAAGCACCAGCUGCCUGUGGCUGGGAAGAUCAAGAAGCACUUCAAUCCCGGGCCCAAGCUCAACAGCACCACUGCAGGAGUGUCAGUCAUUACAACCACGCCACUUGAUAAGGAGAAGCAAGUUUUCCAACGAAGACGCCACCAGGAUGUGAAAUUUGCACCCCACCUACCACACAGUAUCGGUGCCGGCGCCUCCCGCAUUGCCAACCCCAUCUACUCCGCCGCUCAGUUUACCUCUGAGUCUGAGGAAUAUUCCCCAAGUUCGGCUGACACUGUUCGUUCACCCACUUCUCAAUUCUAACACUCCCACAGCCCACAUCUACUGCUCUGGGAGUGGGAAAGGGUGGAGUGUAAAACGGAAAGACCCAUCAUUGGAUUCAGUCUGCUGACCUGGACAUUCACAGGCUGCAUAACUACAUGCACCUAUUUAAGUGUUCCCAGUCAUAAUACGUUUACUUUAAUUAUAAACUGCAUUGAUCAGAGAAAGAGAAAAGUUGGUCUGUAGAUCAACGAUACACCUUGUAAGAAACAUUUUUUUGUUUUUCCUUAUUUAAUUUCUUCCAAAAAAGUCACAAAGCUGUAAAAGCCUUAUUUAUUCACAACACACUGGUUCAUUGUAGUACCCUAGAGCCCUCUACUGGUUUAUAUAGUAUACUACAGGAAAGACGUAGUACGUAGCUUUUUAAUGGAACAUGUAAAUAAAAAACAUUCAAACCGUAGUUUUUAAAUAUUGAAUUACAUGAUGUGUUAUGAUGGUAAAUUUAACUUAUUGUGGUUUAAACACCAAUGCUUGUUUAAGAAUUACUCUAAAUACAACAGUCACCGUACUGCUGUAUUUUGUGACUUAGAUUUAUCUGUGCUGAGGUGCUUAAGGUUCUGGUGCAUAAACCUCAGGCACACUGUUUAAAAGGACUAAAGAAACUGAAAUGAUAUGCUGCUAUAUUGUACCGUAAGCAUUAUCUGUACUUAAAAUAUUUUUUUGCUCCCAGUACCAUUACCCUUUUGAGGGUGCCAAUAUUUGACUAUUGAUAGUCCAGCUCACCUGGGUGCUUGAGGAGGAUUAUUGAAUCGGUAGAUUUGUUACAUGUCUAGAGUGUUUGUAAUUCAGUGGUGGUACAGAUGAAUGUCAGUGCUGUGUUGUUGGUAGUAAGUGCAUGUUUAAAGCCUGGCCUUGGCUUAUAUGGAUUUAAGUACACUUGGGUGUACUGCCAAUGAGCAUAGUAUCAAAUGUGUCUUUCAAAAUGCUGGAAUGAGUGAUAAUGGAUCUAUUGCUGUUAUUAUUGGCAGCCAACUAAGACACUUAUCUAUCAGAUGGGAGCUAUUGGCUCUUGUACAACUUGGAUUUUUUUUUUACACAAGAAACAAGUUAAAUGUUGUUAAACACAACAGUGCUUCCAGUAAAAUACAUUAUUUCAAUAUUUGUUCAUUAAGUCAGUGCUUUUGUAUUAAUCUGCUCACCAGACUGUUCUCUUCAUACAUUGGUUCACCAGAGACCAAAUUGUUGUGGGUGUGAAUGUCCUGUUUCCUUCAUCAAAGACUGUACCUUGCAUGUGUGGUAAUAUGCAUCCUAAAUCAGUUGUUUGUCUGUUCUAUUGUUUUAUAUACGCCUGCCAUUUCUGUUGUCUUUGUACAUGCCGUCUUGGUGAAUGCAGUUCAGUUGAGGCAGACUACAGUCAUACCACAGCUAAAUUAAAACUUGUAUAUGUAUUUGAAGAAAAAAGUCACACCACUAACUUUGUUGUAAAAGGGUUUUUAAGUUUUUGACUAGAAGGGCUUUAACCAAAAAGCACAAGGACAGAAAGUUGUGAUCGUGACCUUUUGGGAAUGUUAAUGCUUUCAAGACAAAAAAAUAUUUAAUGUUUAUAUACAGUAUGACAAAAUAAUACUCUUAAGACAACUGUGAAUGUCAGUAUUGGGUGGAAGCGUAAAAAUGGGAAUGCUGUAUUAUAGUCAUCCAUAUUCCAUUAAUGUAAGGAUGUUAAACACAAUUUAAAUAAGUAUAAAAAACAUUAAAUCUUUUGAGGAAAAAAAAUUGAUUGUAGUUGAAUAAACAUUUCAACGAUGUAGCUAUCUGCGAUGAAACCAAACCUGGGAAUAAAAAGGAUUUAAUAC
Messenger RNA from Cyclopterus lumpus (lumpfish), 4398 nucleotides. RefSeq names its product serine/threonine-protein kinase DCLK1-like. The transcript has 16 exons. NCBI's taxonomy places the organism in Eukaryota, Metazoa, Chordata, Actinopteri, Perciformes, Cyclopteridae. Bases 338 to 2587 code for a protein of 749 amino acids. Gene Ontology annotation, biological process: intracellular signal transduction; protein phosphorylation. Gene Ontology annotation, molecular function: protein kinase activity; ATP binding. The record is from RefSeq and is a predicted model, not a curated record.